AGAGGCAGGAGGGUAAGCACUUACUGUGAGCUGUGCAAGGGCUGUGGACACGGCCCCUCACUCACUUCUUUGCGUACUUCUCUCUCCCCUUCCCCGACUCCUCUCUCUCUCUCUGCCAUCGCCAGUUGAUUGAUUCCUCCCUCCACCCUCUCGUUUCUUAGUGUGCCUGGGUUGUCCCAGAUUGCUGCCUCCAAGCUCAGUUGGAUUCAUUCAGUGCCUGGUUUGGAGUGGCAUUCCAUCUUUGUUAUAAUCGGGAGAGUCUCAAGGUGGGAGAAGAGGAGGAGGGAACAUGACGCUGGAGGAUUGGGAUUGAGAUAUUGGAGCAGGUGAGACGCAGAGGCGAGCAUUUGGUGGUGGUUUGCAUUGAUGCUGUUAACGAUCUCACGUCUUUUAACCACCACCAGCUGAGACGGCGUAUGUGUUAGGGAUCUCGACACAUUGCAUCUGUGUCAGAUGUUAAUCCAGUGCUGUCGAUUCUGACACGCAUUUUUCAUCCAUCUGGAUGUGGACGAGUUCACUGGCCUUGGAUCCACCUCCUCUGACGUCGCCGUCAGUGUGCAUCAUCAACCUAGCACUACUGUUUCUGUUCUGCGGCACCUGAUCUGCUCGGGCUCACUGAUGGCGGUGUUGCAGUAGUCAAGCACGAAGCACACUGUUUCCGAUUUCGAGUGCCAGCAACGACUACGAGGGAUUCAGUGCGCGGAAAUGUGCAGUGCUGCUUGGCCCUUAAUGAUUCGCGAGAUUGCCAUUGUCGUCCAGAAUUCAGGGAUGUUAUAUAUGUUUCGUCAGGAAAUGAUAUAGAGCUGGCUGCAGUCGUCGAUUCACAGUUCUCUUAAACUUGUCCCAAAUCCACAAGUUCCGGAAGGGGUCAGCACUCCUGGUACUACGAAUCAAUGGCUCCUCGGUUUGAUUUUGGAGAUUGGUGGUCCAAGGAGGAGCACGAAGGAACACCCGUUGUAGUUAAAAUGGAAAAUCCCAAUUGGGAUAUGUUAGAACUGAACGGCCCUCCCCAGUCAGGUGGCGAAAUUGGCAAAGGGAGGAACAAGAACGCGAAACAGUUGACGUGGGUGUUGCUAUUGAAGGCACAUCGAGCAGCUGGAUGCGUGGCAUAUCUGGCCACAGGACUGUGGACGCUGUUGUCUGCUAUUCAGAAUCGUAUAAUUGCCCCGAAAGCAUCUGGCGUGAAACUUGACAAACCUGUGAAGGGAAAACUCUACAGGUUCAUCAGGGCUUUCUUGGUCACUGCGCUUGUGAUGUUGGGCAUUGAUUACGGCGCUCACAUGCUUGGAUGGCAUUUUACCCCCCCAGCUGGUGUCAAUCUGAUAAACCUGCCGCAUGCUAUUUACAUGGGAUGGAUGGUCAUCCGACUGCAGUACAUUGGUCCAGCUCUGCAACUUGCCGCCGACAGCUGCAUAGUUCUUUUUCUGAUCCAGUCGGCAGACAGAAUAACGCAGUUUAUGGGGUUCAUGUACGUGAAAUUUAGGGGGAUUAAACCCAUUCCGGCGAAUCCAUCGUUUGAGUCUGAUGACCCCGAGAUGCCUGACAAAGGCUACCCCAUGGUCUUGAUUCAAAUACCCAUGUGCAAUGAACGAGAGGUGUACGAGCAGUCAAUUUCUGCUGUUUGUCAAAUAGACUGGCCGAGAACUCGCAUGCUGGUGCAGGUUCUUGACGACUCGGAUGACGUGGAGACACAGGAGCUGAUCGCAGCCGAGGUUCACAAAUGGCAACUGAAGGGCGUGAACAUUGUCUACAGGCAUCGGGAAAACCGCACAGGAUAUAAGGCUGGUAACUUGAGGUCAGCUAUGGAGUGUGACUAUGUGAGAGACUAUGAAUUUGUGGCGAUAUUUGAUGCCGAUUUCCAACCGAAAGCUGACUUCCUCAAGCGUUCUAUGCCACACUUCAAGGACCAGCCGAAGCUGUGUCUUGUGCAAACACGAUGGGCUUUUGUAAACAAGGACGAGAACUUGCUCACGAGGCUACAGAACAUCAAUUUGUGCUUCCACUUUGAGGUGGAACAGCAAGUGAACGGACACUUUUUGAAUUUCUUCGGGUUCAACGGCACAGCUGGCGUUUGGCGAAUCAGUGCAUUGGAAGAUUGUGGCGGAUGGAUGGAUCGCACAACUGUGGAGGAUAUGGAUAUUGCAGUUCGCGCACAUCUCUGUGGUUGGAAGUUCAUCUUCCUGAACGAUGUUCGAUGUCUGUGUGAGCUUCCGGAAUCUUACGAGGCUUACAGGAAGCAACAGCACCGGUGGCACUCGGGUCCUAUGCAACUAUUCCGCCUGUGUCUUCCAGAUAUCAUUAAGUCCAAGAAGGUGACGGGUCUACAGAAGUCAAAUCUGAUAUUCCUGUUCUUCUUGCUGAGGAAAUUGAUUCUGCCAUUUUACUCCUUUACGCUGUUCUGCGUGAUUUUACCGUUGACGAUGUUUGUACCGGAAGCCCAGCUGCCAGUGUGGGUUGUUUGCUACAUUCCAGCGGUGAUGUCUUUUAUGAAUAUUCUGCCGUCACCAAAGUCUUUCCCAUUUUUGAUACCGUAUCUACUCUUUGAGAACACCAUGUCGGUGACGAAGUUUCAAGCCAUGAUAUCCGGGCUGUUGCAGUUGAGCAGUUCGCUGGAGUGGGUGGUGACAAAGAAGUCCGGUCGGACGUCAGAAGCAGACCUGCUGGCUGGCGUUGAAGAUUCUAAACCUCAAGACCAGCUGCAGAAGCUGAAUCGUGUCACUUCGGAAUCUGGUCUUGAGGCGUUAAAAAAAGUGCAAAAGGACAGCGCUGUAGUUGUUCCAAACGCUGCUCCUUCUCUGAAGAAAAAGAAAAAGAAUCGUCUGUACUGGAACGAGCUUGCACUAGCAUGCUUGCUCCUCACAGCUGCGAUGAGGAGUUUGCUGACAGAGCACGGGCUCCACUUCUACUUUUUGCUUUUCCAGGGUGUCUCAUUUCUCGUAGUCGGGCUCGACCUGAUCGGGGAGCAAGUGAGCUGAAUUGUGUAAAUCAUUGAGUGGGUGGUCCUUGUUAAAAUCUCGUGUGUCUGCCCCAAAUCAUGGGUUGCUUCCGUAUUAAAACGUCCCAGGAGGCGCAAGCAACCCUGAAUUUGGUGCAGCCACAUUGGAAGGAUGAGCGAUUCGAUUGUGCAAUUGCAGGUGCAGUUGCAUUUGAUGCUCCAGAGCGGUUCUGAAGUGUCAAGUUUUUGUGCACAUUAGGUAGACAUUGGUAGGAGCUUGAGGUGUUCAUUGCGCGGCCUGCUGGAGGCAAAGGGAGACAAGCCAAUAGGGUAUGCCAGCCCAUGCUGGGUACGCUCGUCGCGGCCAAGCCUGCACCCUAUUAGUAGUUGUUUCAACGUCAGACCAUUCUUUUGAGCCAAUACAUUUAUUCAGAUGCCUUUACGACAGGCGCUAGCAUUAGUCAAUAUUAACUACGGAUUGCGCUUUGGGCUUAUGUGAAUAAACCAUCAGUCGUUGGUGUCAGAACUAAACACCAGUAAUGUAUGCUUCUACAUUCAGCGGUGCUGCAACUCGUCAACAUUUCGAGCUGCUCCACCCAAGAAAUAAACAUGACGAUUCAAUCUCA
Physcomitrium patens is the source of this 3561-nucleotide messenger RNA. NCBI's taxonomy places the organism in Eukaryota, Viridiplantae, Streptophyta, Bryopsida, Funariales, Funariaceae. The record is from RefSeq and is a predicted model, not a curated record.